AUGAAGUUACAAAACAAAGCAUUUCCCGCAUUAAUCGCUUCAAUUUUUAUGCUCAGUUCUCUAAGUACCGUUAUACAAGUACAAGCACGCAUUUACAAUAAAUGUGCGUUGGCACGUCGUCUCUAUCGCAUGGGUAUGCCUUUUCAUGAGCUGGACGAUUGGAUGUGUUUGAUCGAGGGAGAGAGCUCCUUCAAUACGAAAGCCAUAAAUCCAUCGAAUGUGGAUGGCUCCGUCGAUUGGGGUCUGUUUCAAAUCAACGAUCGCUACUGGUGCAAGCCGGCCGAUGGACGUCCAUCCACCGAUUCGUGUCGCAUGCCUUGUCGUCUACUACUGAGCGAUGACAUACGGUUUUCGGUCGCCUGUGCAAAGUAUAUACGACGCAUACAGGGCUUCAGCGCUUGGGUCGCAUGGAAUAAUCGCUGUCAAGGCUAUAAGCCGAGUGUGAAGCAUUGUUUUGUGCAUAGUGGACCGUACUUGAAAUGAAGUUGUACGCGAUUGUGAAUGUUUCAAUUUAAUGUUGUUUCAUGUUGUAAUGAAAGAAAAGUGAAUAAAUAUAAGAUGAACUUUAAAGCUUUCAUUUUAUCAAAUGCUAAUAUUAUCUCAGACAUUAGACUAAGGAACAAUAAUAUAUAAUAAUAAUCCUCUAGUAUUGAUGGACAUGAGUGGAAUUUGUUCGGUUAUGAUUAUUGUAGUUGUUGUAGUGACAGUAAACAUCCCCGGAAUAAUUUAGAGGAAUGCUGUCGAGUUGGCAGUUCAUGGCCAGCUAAAAAUGCCGGUCCAUUUCGUUUACGUAGACCCGACUAUCAUGGAAACGGUAAAAAUCCGGUCCGUUUUGCUUACGUAGGCUUUUCAAUCGUAGGAACGGCCUGACAUAUAAUCCAUAUUAACUCGAUAUUAAUAUAAUAGUGACCUUUAGUAACCCCUUUACCACGGAAAAUACGGUUUUGAUUCACUUCGAACUUCCGGAGACAAUUAUUUCUGAACUCGUGACCUGAAAGCUCUCGUAACAUUACAGGUAU
Molecule: messenger RNA, 1019 nt
Organism: Bactrocera neohumeralis
Lineage: Eukaryota; Metazoa; Arthropoda; Insecta; Diptera; Tephritidae
Product: lysozyme P-like
Exons: 1
Coding region: 1-483 (160 amino acids)
Molecular function (GO): lysozyme activity
Source: RefSeq, a predicted model, not a curated record